AUGAAUGACGGCCAAACUACAAGCUUAAAUUACGAUGAUAGAAGCAGUUCGAAGAAAGACGCCUACAUGUUAGCAUUUGCAGAAGAGCUUUUCUCGUCGAUCCGCUCCUAUAGCCUAGAUGCAGAUGUCUUCGAGGAUAUGUACCAAGCUCUCCCGGGCUUUCUGAAGAUGUUUGCUCUGAGCUUUGCCCACAAACGCCAAACACAGGUUUAUCGAGACAUUAUGGCUUUCGUUCAUCAAUAUAGAUGUGACAUCGUCGUAGCAUUACGGGAGAAACUCUCUGAAAGCCUGCUAGCCCAGCAUCCGUCCCAGAAUGAUGAUGCAAUUCCUCCAUCCGAGAUCAUUAAUUGGUGGCAGUCCAAAACAGAUGAAGGAAAUGAAGAUUUGCUGGAUGUAUUUCCAAAGGAUAAUUUAUCUCAAGUGAUGAACACAGAGAGCGAUGUUGACGAUGUCACCGUUCCAGCCCCUUCCACCAAUGAACCGCAAUAUGGAUCCGAUCUUGAUUCCAGUGCGGAAAAUCAAAAUCGAGAACAAUGUGAAGAUGAAGCAGCAAACAAUCUCCCCGAGCUUCUAACUUAUAUAUCGUUGAUUUCAUGUUGCCUCACUUCGCCGCAGUCCAACACGAUAAAGAGAGUCCGUGAUGUGGUUCUCGAGAUCUUACCUGUCAAAAGCUUCAUAAGUAGAAAGAGGAUAUCCGAGAGCUAUUCCAUGGUAUAUACUAUGAGUUGGGAUUUGUCUGGCUUUGUAAGCCAACAGGAAUACGAUUCCGAGGCUCAUAUCGCAAUAGAAAGCUCUAUUACACUAACCGGCUCUCCAAAUCAGCUACAGGCGCUGGCACGUGGUGAAUACAUAAUCCAGACUUGGCCGACGAUAGGGCCAUCUGUCCUGGUAUUAGUUAAACAGGCAGCUAGAUGGCCGGGACAGGAGCAUAAAGUUAUGGUCAGUGGCCCGCCAUACACUAUCGCUGAAGUUGGUGAAAUACUAGCUUGGCUUGGAUCUACCUUUCACACAUCCCCAUAUUCAGAUGGGGUUGUUUAUCGACAGCCAUUUGCUUUGAGAUCCGAGAGUCGUUCCUCCUACCUCGGGCCAUUCAGAUGCGAUCUGGACUACGUGGAGCGCAAAGGCGAUGACUCGGCUAGCAAGAACGGGAAUUGCUGGCACGACCUUUUCAGGAAUCCGGUGGUGGUGGAGGGUUAUCCUAUUAAACGUAGGCGGGCUGCCGCACUAGGAGUUGAAAUCCCACUACGGAUGAUGGCCGAAAUGAUACAAACUAAACGUAUGAGCCCUUUUGCGGGGAAUAUUGUCCUCAAAGGAUUUUCAACCAUGUUGGUGCCGACUGCGUACGAAGAGAACACAAUUUCUUGGCAUUUACUAUGCAACAAAACGGGCGAUCGUAUCUCAUACCUCAGUGGGAUGGCCAUCCCUCAGGUACGGAUAAGUAUCCUACAGUUGGAGAGGUCUCGACAUGUUCUGGGAUGGUGUACAGAUAUGAAGUUGCAUGCAGGUGGACCAGAUGCGUGCUAUGAUGUGAAGGCGUCCAGGCUUCCAAGGACACACGCAACAAGCCCUCUUGCUAAUGUUUCCAUCUCAAUGGGGCAGCUACUUACGGGGGACUCGCCCUUCAUCCUUGGGAGAAAAGACACCCCAGUACACAUUUCCCGAAAUGGCUACAUACGAAAACUGAAAUGGAUUUCGAAGAAAUACGUGCUCCUGUGGGAUGAAGCAGAUAAACGUGGCUGGCUAGUGAACGGCACGAGCGCUUUAUUGCAUCUCGUUUGUGCAACCCUAGAACAAGACAAAAGGGAUGGCUUUCAGGGCGUCUCUCUGUUCGAGAUGAGCAAAGUUCAAUGGUCGGACCAGCCAUAUCAACGUAAGUCGGCCCUCCAGGUACUCAUCAACCAGAGCAAUCUACGAUUGAAGAUCUAUCCCGAAAAGGAUGGGUACACGAGAUUUCAAGAUCACGUAGAAAGCCUUUUCGACACAUUAGAAAAGAUUAUUGACCAUCAGCAUGAUAUUAUGCGAGAUUUUCCAAGUCAGGAAAUAUCAAGGGCAAAUCUAGAGGGAUGGGACUUCAAUGACUUAAUUUCUGAACGAGAUCCAGUAUAUCCACGAGUGUCAGCGAUGGGCAGCCAUGGGAAGUCGUGGAUGGACUUUACCCGAUCAAUCCAUGUUGUUACGCUCUUCGGACGCGGCUUUCGGGACAUCAUUCAGUCUGUCAAUGUCUGUCCCCACUGGGCAACUGUUCCUAAAGACAUGUCAUACAUAGCUGUUUGCCAGGAGGAUUUGGAGGAUAUUAUGGAGGCUGCGGGGGAUCCAUCUUCAAAGCCAGUGAGACUUACGGACAAAGUCAUAUGGCAUACCCCUGAAGUUUCCCCUGGGACAUGUCAUUGCGCAGGCGCGGGUGGAACUACCCACCCAGACCUCGCACAAGUCAUCUUACCAUCUAGCAUGUGCCAGGAGCUAUCCUCACAAUACACCAGGCCGUACAAAGAGGGGAAGGGCGCUUUCAUCUUUGAGUACAAUUCAACUUACAGGUGGUUUUGGGGAGACACUGGCGACCCCUCACGGGAGGCAGCAGACGUUGACUAUCUCGAAGGAGAAAGGUUUUUCAAAUAUCCCUUGCAAGAUAGUGGGAUAGGUUCAAGCCUAGUAUCAACUACAUUCGGAGAUAGUGAAAGCACACUCGACUCGAGCAUGCAUCACUCUCCCAAUGCCGAAUCGUUUGUUAGCUCAAGGUCCUUCGUCGCCUCCACGGACAACAACCAGGCCUCUCGAAAGAGGCCCUGCCAGAGGUCAAUAUUACCACACAUUUCCUCUAAGAGGUACGCCGUGGGAAUUGUAUGUGCACUACAUAUAGAGCUAAUGGCCAUCCGUGCUUUGUUCGACUCCACUCACCAGCAGAUAUCUAUCCCUGGUGACGAUCCUAAUUACUACGCACUUGGCUGUAUGAAUAAUCAUAGUGUCGUUGCUACUUGUCUGCCGGAUGGUGAGUACGGCACCAGCCCCGCUGCAAAUGCUGCAUCCAAUAUGAGGCGAAGUUUCCCUAAUACGAAGUUCGGCCUACUGGUUGGGGUUGGUGGCGGCGUCCCCUCGUCAAAACAUGACAUCCGGCUUGGUGAUAUUGUGGUCAGCACACCGUCUGGAGCAAACACAGGCAUCAUACCAUAUGACCUAAAGAAGGCGCUGAAAUGUGGGACAUCCGUGUUGAAUGGCUACCUUCACCCGCCGCCACAACACCUCCGAUGUGCGCUCAGUGAAAUCAAAUCAGACGCUUCACUAUCAAGAACACCCCCACUGCAGAGAUAUCUACAACAGAUUCAGGAGUGUACCAAAAACUAUCAUCACCCAGGUCACGAAAAUGAUAAGCUUUACGCGCCAGGCUACAUCCAUGGAGACGCGAACAAAGCUUGCGAUUCUUGUGAUUUUCAGCAACAACUACCCCGGACGCCGCGAGGAUCCCCUGAUCCUGUGAUCCACUACGGCACAAUAGCAUCCGGUAACCAGGUGAUCAAGGACGCAGCGCAAAGAGACAAGCUAGCCAAGCAGUAUGACAUCCUUUGCUUCGAAAUGGAAGCAGCGGGGAUAGUCAACACGUUUCCUUCAUUGGUAAUUCGCGGAAUUUGUGAUUAUGCUGACUCGCAUAAGAACAAGAUGUGGCAGAAGUACGCUGCUGCUACAGCUGCUGCGUUCGCUAAGUUUCUUUUGUCCCGUGUGAGAACCCCUCAGGAUUCCGAGAUAAACUAUUGA
Molecule: messenger RNA, 3747 nt
Organism: Aspergillus caelatus
Lineage: Eukaryota; Fungi; Ascomycota; Eurotiomycetes; Eurotiales; Aspergillaceae
Exons: 5
Coding region: 1-3747 (1248 amino acids)
Biological process (GO): nucleoside metabolic process
Molecular function (GO): catalytic activity
Source: RefSeq, a predicted model, not a curated record